This is a messenger RNA of Silurus meridionalis, 2192 nucleotides long. RefSeq names its product abhydrolase domain containing 16A, phospholipase (gene abhd16a). Lineage: Eukaryota; Metazoa; Chordata; Actinopteri; Siluriformes; Siluridae. Gene Ontology annotation, molecular function: monoacylglycerol lipase activity; glycerophospholipase activity. Gene Ontology annotation, cellular component: endomembrane system. The transcript is spliced from 20 exons. The record is from RefSeq and is a predicted model, not a curated record. The coding region runs from base 134 to 1780 and encodes 548 amino acids. Gene Ontology annotation, biological process: monoacylglycerol catabolic process; phosphatidylserine catabolic process.
UUGCUGUGACAGAAAAUGUCUCUCUACGAAGGAAGAAGUCGUUCAGGACAAGCCAGUGCACUGUAGACUCGGUGAAUACUUUGCGUAUUCGCGCUGCGCCACAUGGGCUUCCGUAGCUGGCGACUGAGGAAUAAUGGCUGUUUGGUUAUGGCUGCGCUGCGUAAUCGGGCCCAGUCUGCACCGGAUCCAUCGGCCCCAGGACUACCCCCGACCCGAGAGCAGAGCAGGAAGAAGGGGUUGGGAUUACCAUCCACGAGGCUUGGAAAGACACACUGACAGUAUCCUUAGCUGGGCUUCAGUGCUGUGGUCCCUCUCCUAUUACAGCUCUCCUCUCAUUCUCAGCUAUCUCUACAGGAAAGGUUAUAUUUGUAGCACUAAGCUCAUCCCUAUCAGCCAGUACAUUGGCACGGUACUGGUGUGUUUACUGGGAGUCGCGUGUCUGAGAGGCUGGGGUCGCUGGAGAAACCCCGAGUAUCACCAGUUCAUCACCAUUCUGGAGGAGACCAAGAAGAACCACACAAGCAGCAACAAGAAAAAACUCGCCAGCUACGACUUCGACUUCUCGCACUGGCCGGCGGAUUUCAGCUGGACGGAAUUCAGCAAUCCGAAGUUGUCGAAGGCAGGAGUGUCUUUGCUGAAGCCAGAGCCCAAACACAGAGGAGCAGCAGACAGCCUGCUGACUUCACUACGGACUCUGCCAUGCCACAUCAUCGGCUAUCUGAUAGCGCACUCUUUUGGCCGGAGGAUGCUGUACCCAGGCUCUGUGGGUCUGCUGCAGAAGGCUAUGAGGUCAAUGCUACAACAGGGGAGGGCUAAGCUAAUCGAGGAGUACGACGGUCAGAGAAACAAGCUGGUGGCAUGCGAUGGAAACCAAAUCGACACCGUUUUUGUGGAUCGGAGGAGAAACAAAAGUCAUGGGAAAACUCUGGUGAUCUGCUGUGAAGGGAACGCAGGUUUCUAUGAGGUUGGCUGCAUGAGCACUCCACUGGAUGGUGACUACUCCGUAUUAGGCUGGAAUCACCCGGGAUUCGCAGGCAGUACAGGUGUGCCGUUUCCUCAGAACGAGGCGAACGCAAUGGACGUAGUGAUCCAGUUUGCUGUGCACAAACUGGGCUUCCAGUUGAGUGACAUUAUUGUGUACGCCUGGUCAAUAGGAGGUUUUACAGCCACCUGGGCAGUGAUGUCAUACCCCGAGAUCCGUGCGCUGGUUUUGGACGCCUCAUUCGAUGACCUCCUGCCCCUGGCCUUAAAGGUCAUGCCCGACAGCUGGAGGCCGUUGGUGACCCACACAGUCCGGCAGUACAUGAACCUGAACAACGCCGAACAGCUUUGCAAGUACCAGGGACCAGUCCUGUUGAUCAGGAGAACCAAGGAUGAAAUCAUCACAACCACAGGACCAGAGGACAUCAUGUCCAACCGAGGAAAUGACUUACUGUUGAAAAUACUCCAGCACAGGUAUCCAAGUGUGAUGAAGGAGGACGGCAUCCGAGCAGUGAGAGAGUGGCUUGCAGCAGGUUCACAAGAAGAUGGAGAGUCUGUAUACACUGGGUAUCAGGUGGACGAUGACUGGUGUCUGUCUGUGCUGCAGACUUUUCAAACAGACACAGACGCUUCAUUCUUUGGUCAGGAGGAAAUGAAUCUCGAAGGCCGACCGCAGCUCGCUCUUUUUCUGGCUCGAAAGUACUUGAGGAAUUUCGAGACGACGCAUUGCACUCCUCUCCCCUUCUCGGAGUUUCAUGUUCCCUCGAAGCUCCAAGAAGCCAGCAAGAAAGAGAAAUAGAGACUGGAAUGGAGAGACUACACGAAGUGAAGCACUGAGAAACUGUGGAAUGUUAGUGUUAAACUUUGAAAUGUUCGAUUUAGGUUUUUUUUGUUUUUUUUUUGGACGUCUGCAUGUUUCUUUUGAAGAAUUUUGGACGUUUAAAUUUGGUGCUUCUAUAAGGCUUAAAAUAAACAAGCGUUUAAUGCAAACGUUCCUUCGGAAGGUACCGGGCCAAUCCCUUUUUUUACUUUUUAAUUUUUUUUGCUUCGUGUGUGUUUCUCUGUCCUCGGUUUUUGUGAGCAGUUUAUUAUUUAUGAGUCAUGGCCAAGCUGAAUAUUACUGUAUUAAAAAACCACCUAAUAAAGAUGAGGGCUGGUGUGAUUCCUGUAAAAACCAGCAGCCUGCUCGAUCCAACCCUCGAUGCAGUUUC